Molecule: messenger RNA, 784 nt
Organism: Spodoptera frugiperda (fall armyworm)
Lineage: Eukaryota; Metazoa; Arthropoda; Insecta; Lepidoptera; Noctuidae
Gene: ccdc25
Product: coiled-coil domain-containing protein 25
Exons: 4
Coding region: 130-753 (207 amino acids)
Source: RefSeq, a predicted model, not a curated record
ACAGUCGACAGAUGUCAUAAAGAUCGUGAGUCGUGUGGUAUGGUUGCUGGUGCCUUGAUUGUAAAUUUAUAGUUAAGAAACGUGUAUAGAAAGUUAUUUACACACUAGUUUAAUUAAUAAAUCCCAAAAAUGGUUUUCUACUUCACCAGUAACGUGGUGUCUCCGCCGGUGACCCUUUUCAUGGGAGCUGAUAAACAUGAAAACGAAGAUUUGAUAAAAUGGGGUUGGCCUGAGGAUGUUUGGUUCCAUGUAGACAAAGUGUCUUCAGCUCACGUAUACCUUCGUUUAGCCCCGGGUCAAACUAUUGAUGACAUACCAAAUUCUGUAUUGGAUGAUGCCUGCCAGUUAGUCAAAGCAAAUUCUAUAAUGGGUAAUAAAAUGAAUGAUAUAGAUAUUGUCUAUACAAUGUGGGGAAAUUUGAAGAAAACUGCAGGAAUGGAGGCAGGACAAGUCGCAUUUCAUAAAGAUAAGGAUGUCAGAAAAGUGAGAGUAGCCAAAAGAAGUAAUGAAAUAAUAAAUAGAUUGAACAAAACUAAAAAAGAAUCUUUCCCAGAUCUGAGAAUAGAAAGGGAAACUAGAGAUAGGCUAGAAAGGGAAGAUAAAAAGAAACUUUUAAGAGAAAAGAGAGAAAAAGAAAAGGAAGAAGAAAAAAAGAAGAAGGAGGAAGCAGAGCUGAGAAGUUACUCCACUCUAAUGAAAGCGGAAAAUAUGACCACUAAUAAGGAUGGCAAUGAUUCAGAUGACUUUAUGUAACAAAUAAAUAAUAAAAAUAUUUAUACCGACA